Molecule: messenger RNA, 1255 nt
Organism: Aureobasidium pullulans EXF-150
Lineage: Eukaryota; Fungi; Ascomycota; Dothideomycetes; Dothideales; Saccotheciaceae
Exons: 1
Coding region: 398-874 (158 amino acids)
Source: RefSeq, a predicted model, not a curated record
GUUGCUUGGAGGACGACAUCCCAGUCAAGGUCCUGAGCCUGGGCAAGAGCCGCAAAGGCGGCAGCAGCGAUGAAGGAACGCAUGUUGAAGAUAGAAGAGUCGAGAGGAGGUUGCUCUUGAUGAUGGAAGAGAUAGUUGAGUGAGGUGAUGAUAGAGAUACAACGUGCGAACCUACCCGAUAUAUAUAACCACCUACAUACCUGGAUAAUGUGAGCCCUUCGGACUAGCCAGACUCCAUUGUCCCACGUCCGCGCUUAGCUUCGGGGGCAGCGAGCUGAGAACGACGCUUGAAUCGUGGAAAGCCACGAGACAGCAGAUGCCAGGGACGAUUCGUGGUAGACAAGAUCUCAAACUUCGAGUCCACUUUUAGCGAAGUCUUGUGGCGCAUGUGGGCGCAAUGCAUAGCGGUCAAUUAUGGCCCAGGGGCAGGCAAAGGUUCCGGAAGCCUUCAACGGGAUAUCCACUUGGUGUAGACAAAGUGCCGGGAGCGUUCUUGUCACACGAAGACGGUGCAAUCGAGAUGAACCGGCCGUUCGUGGGGUGUAAACUCCCCCAAAAUUUCGCAACGGUUCAUCGAAGAGACGCUACCCAAGGCUCCCCUAAAGCUGUUAAUGUGAUUGAGCCAGGUAAAAGGUCUCCGGCGGCACGAAAAGGAGCAAUCCCAACCGCACAGCGGCUUGGACGAAGACUCAGCACGGACUGCCGUGCAUCCUCAUGUGCUCAAAGCGGACUCCGAGUGCGGGAUACAACACUGGCGUACCGCACGGCAUCGCCGAGAAGAGAAGUGCCAGCACAGAAGCGACACGAGACGGCCUGUUCCUUGAAAGGUCUCGGUUCAGGUUGCUGUGCCAUUUGCACAGAGAAAACAUGGUGAAAACCUGGAGAUGUCUCAGUUUGACGGCUUCUGGACUGUCCGAAGCUCGCCAAGAAAAGUUACUGAUUGGUCCGGAGUUCGACGAAGUGAGACGUGAAGACAGCAGCUGAAGGGCCACGCACUGCUUCAGGUUGCUACGAAAAGCCGGUGAGAGACGAAACUCGACAAGACCGUCUUUUGGCGAUGGAAAAUUCUUCGUUGUGGUAUGACUUUGAAGUGGUGGAUGGUGUCGGUGAAGCUUUGAUUGCGACAAAAGCCCUCGGCGUCGCCUAUUCAGCCCACCUCAGAGCAACCACGGUCUUUCGACUGGUAUAGCCGGUGCAGGCUGCAUUCUCAGCUUUACGGUGAAAGCGAUCCGAUGUACCAGAUCAGGCGAAAGGU